AUGGAAGACUUAGAAAUUCCGAAUUGGUGUUCAGAUGAAGGUUCUUCAUCAAAUGGGGAAGGAAAAAAUGUUGCCGGAGAUCUAUCAUCUACCACACCUACCUUGUCUGAAUCAAUUGGUGAGGAAGAAGCGGGUUAUGCUUUCAAUAGUAUGGAUGAUGCUGCAAACAUUGUGUGGGAUAGUAUUAAUGAGACUAACUUCAAGAAGUACCAUUUUUUGAAUCGGCAAGUUGUAUUUGAGUUCUACAACUUGUAUGCUAGGAUAAAGGGAUUCUCAAUACGGAAGAGCAAGGUGGUGAGAAACAAGCAUGGGGAAAUUGUGAGGCAAGACUUAGUGUGUCACAAGGAAGGCUUUCGUGAAGAGAAAAAUCGAAUGAGGGCCAAUCGGAAGUGGGAAACAAAGGUAGAGACAAGGUGCGGGUGCUGUGCAAAAUUGAGGGUUCGUUUGGAUGUGGAAAGUGGUAGGUGGCAUGUGGUAUUAUUUGGAGAUGAUCACAACCAUGCAAUGUUAGAGGGGAAGCAAUCAUCAAUGUUACCAGCUCAUCGGCAUAUGAAAGAUGGUGAUAUAGUGGGAAUGAACAGCAUGCGAAAAGCUGGUAUUAGCACAACUGAGAUAUACAAUUUAUUUGCUGAUCAAUCCGGGGGUUUUGAUAAAAACAAUUUUCAAAAGGUAGAUAUGCUUAAUCAAAUGACGAAGCAGAAACAGAAGAAGCAGUGUGAUGCCAAAGCUGUUCUAGUGUACCUUAAGGGUCUUGCUUCUGGUGAUCCGGGGAUGUAUUGGUCACACCUUGUUGAUGAACAAGGCAAUUUAAAACAAUUGUUUUGGGCUGAUGGGAUUAGCAGAAUGGAUUUUCAGGUUUUUGGUGAAGUUUUGGCAUUUGAUGCAACGUACCGGAAGAAUAAGUACGGGUGUCCCAUUGUUGUGCUAGUUGGAGUUAACCAUCAUUGUCAGACUAUUGUAUUUGGCACGACAGUUUUAACUUAUGAGAAGGAGGAAAGCUAUGUGUGGUUACUAGAACAAUUUUUGGCAGCAAUGAAAGGUAAAGUACCAAGUGCGGUAAUCACCGAUGGAGAUCCUGCGAUGCGGAAUGCUAUUAGUCGAAUACUACCCAAAGCUCAUCACCGUUUAUGUGCUUGGCACCUUUUACAAAAUGCGCAAAGAAAUAUUGGGGACCCAAAUUUUGUGAAAGGUUUUAAAAGGUGUAUGUUGGGAAACUAUACAGUUGCGCACUUCAAUAAAAAAUGGCUUGAAUUGGUUACUGAACACAACCUUGAAGACAAUGCAUGGGUGCAAAGCAUGUAUGAGAAGAGGCACAUGUGGGCCACUGAGCUGAUGCGAGGAAAGUUCUUUGCCGGGUUUAGAACUACCUCACGGUGUGAAGGUAUGCAUUCCCAAAUUGGUAGGAUUGUGCGUUCUAGAAGUAGCUUGCUUGAGUUUGUCCAGUACUUUGAGCGUUUUGUGGAUUAUAUGAGAUGGAGAGAGGUUGAUGCGGACUACAAAUCAGUGGUAGGAGACGCUGUCCUGCAAACCAAUGUUAGAGCAUUGGAAAUUUGUGCUGCAAAUGUGUAUACAAGGUCUGUAUUCUUAAAUUUCCGUCCUUGGCUUAGUAGGGGCAGUGUAAUGAAAGUUGCUUCAAUAAAGGAGACAUCAUCGUGCAUCAUAUACUCUUUGUACAAGUAUUGUAAGCCAACAAAGCUAUGGCAUGUGGCGCAUGAUGACCAUUUGUCCACCUUUAGAUGUUCUUGUCAGAGAAUGGAGACCUUUGGGGUACCCUGUGAUCAUAUCAUAGGUCUGUUGGUGCAUCUGGACAUUGAUGUCAUUCCAGAAAGCUUAAUAUUGCAAAGAUGGUGUAAAGCAGCAAAGGAAGGUAUGAAAGAUAACUCAGAGUCUGCCUUCAAAUUCUGGGAGUCAACAAUGUUGGCUAGACUUGGUUCAUUGGUAAUGAGAAGCAGAGAAAUGUUUAACCUUGGGUGUGAAUCUAUGGAGGACUACCUGGAUACUGUUGACGUCAUGGCGAAGCAUGUUACAAAACUAAAAGAAAAGAAGGUUGCCGCUGUAUCCAAUGCUUGUGCUAGUAAUGUUGACACCGGCAAUAAGGAGUUUGAUAAUAUUAAAAAUCCUACUGCAGUUAGGAGCAAGGGAUGUGGCGGUUCACAAACUGGGAACAAGACAGGCAAAAGAAAGUGCAGUAUUUGUAAGAAUGAAGGUCACAACAAGAUAACAUGCCCCCAGAACAAAAGGGUAAAAGUUGCAGCAUGUGGUGAACCUUCUAAUGUGGGUCAUGAUGAUGAUGGAGCAGGCUGCAGGUUGGGGGAAUGGAUGUGUUUGAAUGAAGGAUGA
Messenger RNA from Lotus japonicus, 2340 nucleotides. RefSeq names its product protein FAR1-RELATED SEQUENCE 5-like. NCBI's taxonomy places the organism in Eukaryota, Viridiplantae, Streptophyta, Magnoliopsida, Fabales, Fabaceae. The record is from RefSeq and is a predicted model, not a curated record. Gene Ontology annotation, molecular function: zinc ion binding. The transcript is spliced from 3 exons. The coding region runs from base 1 to 2340 and encodes 779 amino acids. Gene Ontology annotation, biological process: regulation of DNA-templated transcription.